AUGUAAUAGAUUUUUCAUAGUUCGUCUGCCGUUCAUUCAUAAACAAAACCAAACUUGACAGAAAAUGAAUUUAUUUAAGAAUCUCGAUAGUUUACGUCGGUUUGACUCAUUCUCAAAAACGAUAGAAGAUUUCAGAGUAAAAACUUCUGGAGGUGGCCUAGUCACUUUAUUAAGUAUUUGGUGCAUGGUGGUGCUGUUCUAUGCCGAAGUGAAGGACUACAUGACCCCGGGUAUAACGGAAGAUUUAUUUGUUGACACCUCCAGAGGACCUAAAUUGCGUAUCAAUUUGGACAUUGUGAUGCCCACAAUAUCAUGUUCAUUUUUAUCUUUAGAUGCCAUGGACACUGCGGGCGAACACCACCUUCACAUUGAUCAUAAUGUGUACAAGAGGCGUUUGGAUUUACUCGGCCAGCCAUUGGAGGAGCCACAGAAAGAGGACUUAACUACCAGUACUUCUCUGAAAGCCACCACUGAAAAAGCGAAUGUUACGGGGUUGGCAACUUUGAAUGAGACAUGUGGUAGUUGCUAUGGAGCGCCUAAAGAAGUCAUCAAGUGCUGUAACACCUGUGAAGAUGUAAGAGAAGCAUACAGAAUCAUGCAGUGGAGGUUUCCAGACCCAGACGAUAUUGAGCAGUGUAAGAAUGACCAAUCAAAUCUCAUGGCAAAGGGAGCUUUCAAAGAAGGCUGUCAAAUUUAUGGCUACCUUGAAGUAAACAGGGUGGGAGGAAGCUUUCACAUUGCUCCUGGAAGGAGCUAUUUGAUUGAUCAUGUUCAUGUGCACGAUGUGCAGCCAUUUUCAGCAUCCUCCUUCAAUACAACACAUACUAUCCGACAUCUCUCAUUUGGCCUUAAUAUUCAGGGCAAAACUAAUCCCAUCGAUGGCAUUUAUGUAGUUACUCCAGAUGGUGCUACCAUGUUUCAGUAUUACAUCAAAAUUGUUCCUACCACUUAUGUCCGGAAAGAUGGUAGCGUCCUACAAACUAACCAGUUUUCAGUUACCAAGCACAGAAAGGUGGUCACUAUGGGGCAUGGGGAAUCUGGGAUGCCUGGUGUGUUUUUCAAUUACGAACUGUCACCUAUGAUGGUGAAAUACACAGAGAAGGAAAAACCCCUAGGUCAUUUUCUCGUAAAUCUUUGUGCAAUUAUUGGUGGUAUUUACACAGUGGCAAGUAUUAUUGAUGGAAUCUUAUACCAUUCUCUUAGAGCUAUUCAGCAAAAGAUAGAGAUUGGGAAGCUUAGUUAAAUUUCCAUGUAAUAAGAACAACAAAUUUAUGCAGUAUAAAUCUAUAUUUUAUAACACAAUGUAUUACAAUGUAUUCAGCUCUGUAAAUCAUGAAAGUUUUCACUCAUUGAUCAGAUGAAAAGUCGAAUAAAUAAGUCAUCAAUCUAAACA
Molecule: messenger RNA, 1393 nt
Organism: Thrips palmi
Lineage: Eukaryota; Metazoa; Arthropoda; Insecta; Thysanoptera; Thripidae
Product: endoplasmic reticulum-Golgi intermediate compartment protein 3
Exons: 11
Coding region: 65-1243 (392 amino acids)
Biological process (GO): endoplasmic reticulum to Golgi vesicle-mediated transport; retrograde vesicle-mediated transport, Golgi to endoplasmic reticulum
Cellular component (GO): endoplasmic reticulum; endoplasmic reticulum membrane; Golgi membrane
Source: RefSeq, a predicted model, not a curated record